GACAUAAUUCUUACUAAACUGUACCGGAUGGGAUUUCAUGACCGGCUGUAAUGAAAACAACAGAAAAGGUUAUCAACCAGAAUGUCAUCAAAUGUGAAACAUCUGCUUCUGCCUCUCGCCCGUUCCUUUGGCACAUCUGCGAGAAGUGACAUAAACUGCCAUCGAGCAAGCAUAGCCCGCAUUGGUCGCCUCACUUACACUCGCAUGUAUCCAGUCUCCAUAGUGCAAACGGAUGGUUCCACUAUUAAUGUCAGAUACCAUGAACCACGCAAGAUUAUUAAGUUGCCUCUUGAUCUGUCGACUCUGAGUGAGGCCGAGAGAAGAAAACGUCUGGAAGCUCGCAAACCGAAAGCAAAGGUGGUGAUAGAGGACGACAUUGAGGACGACUUUGACCUGAGUAGUUAUCAGCACCUCUGGAAGAAAUAGGAAAGAGUAGCGUUUUUUUUUAUUUAUUCAUUCUCUCUCUCUCUCUCUCUUCUCUCUCUCUCUCUCUCUCUCUCUCUCUCUCUCUCUCUCUCUCUCUCUCUCUCUCUCUCUCUCUCUCUCUCUCUCUCUCUCUCUCUUUCUUUUCUUUUUCUUCUUUUUGUUUCUUGCAUUUUUUUUUGUCAACUUUAUUAUGGUUGAUACUUAUUUUUGGUCUGUAAAUGUAAUUCAUUAUCGUUAUUGUUCAUUAUGAUUAUUUUUCAUUAUUUUUAUUAUUACUAUUAAUAUUACUGUUGUAAUAUAAACAAUAAUUGUAGUUUAUUAUAAAUAUUGACAUUUGUACAUAUUUUUUUAAAAGAUUCAAAGCCUAAGCCUUCGUGCUAAUGUAAUUUUUCUCCCCUCACUCUAACUUUCUUUUCAAUGUCUGUUUUUCUCUGUAAAUAAAUGACAAUACAAAAA
Penaeus vannamei (Pacific white shrimp) is the source of this 882-nucleotide messenger RNA. Lineage: Eukaryota; Metazoa; Arthropoda; Malacostraca; Decapoda; Penaeidae. The record is from RefSeq and is a predicted model, not a curated record.